Messenger RNA from Mesoplodon densirostris (Blainville's beaked whale), 5407 nucleotides. It is a transcript of the gene IL10RA, whose product is annotated as interleukin 10 receptor subunit alpha. NCBI's taxonomy places the organism in Eukaryota, Metazoa, Chordata, Mammalia, Artiodactyla, Ziphiidae. The record is from RefSeq and is a predicted model, not a curated record. Gene Ontology annotation, molecular function: protein binding. The coding region runs from base 77 to 1816 and encodes 579 amino acids. The transcript is spliced from 7 exons.
CCGCAGAGCGGCGACUGGAGGUCAGCAUCCCGGCUCUGGUUUCUCCUCCCGCUCCGGAGGAUGCGGCUCGACCAGGAUGCCGCCGCGCCUGAUAGUGCAGCUUGCGGCCCUCCUCAGCCUGCUCCUCGGCUCUCGCGCGCACGAACUGCCCAGACCUUCAUCUGCAUGGUUUGAAGCAGAAUUUUUCUACCACGUCCUCCACUGGACUCCCAUCCCAAAUCAGUCUGAAAGUACCUACUAUGAAGUGGAGCUCCUGCGGUAUGGAGUAGAACCCAUCUACUGGAACCCCAUCCACAGCUGUAGCCAGACCUUGGUGCUGUCCUGUGAUCUCACCAUGCAGACCCUGGACCUGUAUCAUAGCAGUGGUUACCGAGCCAGAGUCCGGGCAGUGGACGGAGGCCAGCACUCAAACUGGACCUCUCCCAACACCCGCUUCUCUGUGGAUGAAGUGACUCUGACAGUUGCCGGUGUGAAGCUAGAGAUGCACGAUGGCAUCAUCUUUGGGGUGAUCCAGCUCCCCAGGCCCAAGAUGGCCCCUGCAGGCGACACAUAUGAAAGCAUCUUCCACAACUUCCGGGAGUAUGAGAUUGAGGUUCGCAAGGUACCAGGACGAUAUAAGUCGCAUGACAAGAUAAAACAUGAAAACUUUAACCUCCCAGUCCCGAGAGGGGUGGGAGAGUUCUGUGUCAGGGUGAAACCAUCUGUCAGCUCCCGAGUGAACAAGGAGGUCUGGUCCAAGGAGGAGUGCAUCGUGCUCACCCCGCAGUAUUUCACCAUGACCAACCUCAGCAUCUUCUUCACCUUUGUCCUGCUGCUCUGUGGAGCCCUGGCCUUCUUCCUGGCCCUCCAGCUGUAUGUGCAGCGCCGGGGGAAGCUGCCCACCGUCCUGGUCUUCAAGAAGCCCAGUCCCUUCAGCCUCAUCAGCCAGCUUUCCUGCCCAGAGACCCAAGACACCAUUCAUCCCCUCGAUGAGGAGGCCUUCCCCAAGGUGUCCCCAGAAUUGAGGAACUCGGAGCUGCACGGCAGCACGGACAGCGGCUUCAGCAGUGCCAAGCCAUCCCUGCAGACUGAUGAGCCCCAGUUCCACCUCCCUGCCCCCCACCCCCAGGCUGGGGGUCCUUUGGGAAAGGGGGUGACCCGGUUGCUGGAGAACAGCUGCAGUAGCGGCGGCAGCAAAAGUACAGACAGCGGGAUCUGCUUGCAGGAGCCCAGCCUGAGUCCUGGCACGGAGCCCAACUGGGAGCCACAGGUGGGGAGCGACAGCCGGGACCAGGAUGACAGUGGCAUUGGCCUGGUCCAGAACGCUGACAGGCAGCCUGAGGAUGUUCAGGGUGGCUCAGCUUUGGACCAUGUCAGUCCCCUGGGACCGGAGGUGGCUGCGGGAGAAGACCCAGCUGCAGGGGCCUUCCAGGGCUACCUGAAGCAGACCCGGUGCCCAGAGGAGAGGGCAGCCGAGGCAGGCGGCCUGGAAGAAGAGUCCUCCUCAACAGAUGGCCUUGGCCCCAAAUUCAGGACAUGCGUGGAUGCUGAGGUGGACUGGCCUCUACCAGCCCUGGCCAAGGGCUAUUUGAGACAGGACCCCCCAGAAAUAACUCUCACUCCCUCAGGGGCCCCAGCUGGACAGUGGAACCCACCAACUGAGGAUUGGUCACUCCUGGGCUUGACCAGCUGUGGUGACCUGGGAACAUCUGACUGGAGGUUUGCCCAUGAUCUUGCCCCUCUGGACUGUGUGGCAGCCCCAGGCGGUCUCCUGGGCAGCUUUGACUCAGACCUGGUCGCCCUGCCACUGAUCUCCAGCCUGCACUCAAGUGAGUGACUCAGGCCAAAGGGCUGCUUUUGGUUUCCGCUGCACCCUGCCUGGACCCAGAGGGGCCCCAGGGGAUGAAAGUGAAGCACAAGGCCAGUCUGGGCACUUUUCUGCAAGCGUAGUGAGGCCAGCGCCAGCCCUGGUAAGUGUCCAGGGGAGGAGGAAACUAAACUAGCACAGGGUACGUAUGUGGCAUUGGCCUCCUCUGCAGACGGGGCCCUGCAGACUCUGGCGGAGCUGAGAAGGGCAGGGCAGAGAUCUCCACCUCCUUGGGACACUUCCCAUAUUGUAAAGGACUACUUGCUCAGGGGAAUCAUGGGGCUUUUUGGAGUUGUGGUGAGGCCACCAGGCUGAAGUCAGCUCAGAGAGCCAGGCCUCCCUGCUGAGGCCAGCCAUGUGUCAGGGCCUCCAGCAGGAUAGAGGGCUGAGAGGAUGGAGGCUUCAGGGCCUCGCUGCAGGGGCCAUUUCUAGGAGGUAAAGGAGGGAGCAGGGGCCAAAGGGAGCUGAGAUCCAGAAGGGGGCUUCUGGCUCAGAAUCCAGUGCUCUGGGUAUGGCUUGUGUCCAUCUGCAGACCGCACCCUCUUUCAAGCAAAUAGAGCAGCAUCCCCCUGGGGCACUUGGAGUGGCCAAGCCACGGACUACACUCACCCUGCUGCCCACACCAUGUUGCUGACAGUACCAGCGAAACCAUGGGUGUUUGUACUGGUCAAAACUCAGGCCUUCAGGUGGCCUCUAGGCUUGGACGCCACCUUAUCUGCCCAAGAGGGUCAGGGUUAGGACCUGCACUGUGUUUUCUGCUGACAUCCAGCUACAGGACAGGACACUGGGGUAGGGCCUCUGUUCAAUGAUCAGCUGUGCGACCUUGGGCCAGCCACUUCUCAGAGGGCCUCUGUUAUCCCAUCUGUGACGUAAAGAAUCUCUAGGGGACCCUUCUAGAUGGAUGGAUGUUAGCCAAGCUGGCUUCUGGGGUAACAUCUCCAACCCCAACUGACCCUGGGUAGGGAGGAAGCCAUGCCUGCACAGAGCCGGCUUCUUUCCCGUGCCGCAGGCUAACUGAUGUAGCAAGAGUGCAUGGCAUUGUGCUGAGAGAGCAACCAGACCCUGGGCCCAGAGAGGGGGCAGGUGUGGGCCCUGCUUCCCCACAGUCAGCUUAGAAUCUGUCUGCAAAGCCAGUUUACAAUCCGUGGGCAGGGAACCUGGGAGGGGUGAUAGGCCUGGGGUGUGCCCACCCCCCGAGUCAUCCUCGGCCCUGUGUUCUCCGUGGCAUUCUGGGAAUAGACAUCAGGCCCAGGGAAUCCAGCCAGAGCCCCUUCCGCUCUGCCAGGAAGCUCGUAGGCGCCAGUCCGAUAGUAACUCCCUCUAGGAACAGGCUUGAAGGAGGAGUUUCUCAGCGUUUCCUUGGAAGGUUUAUUUAUUUAUUUUGUUCAUUUAUUUAUUGACGAGGCAGCAAGAUACAGGGAAAGAGUUCUGGGUAUUUCGAUAGCCUAGGAGUUCUCAUUCUGAUUUCACUGUUUCUAGCCGUGUGACCUUGGGAAAGCCACUUUUCCUCAUCUGUGAAACCAGAAAACGUUGUCUGACUUGUUUCAUCCAUAAGGGUGUGAGGUUCCACUGAGGACGAGGGUGUGAAUGUGCCUUGAACACAGGCUCUGUGAGUGACAUGUGUUCUUUCUUCCAAUAAAUUGUCAGAACCACAGGAAUCUUGGGAAACCAAUCAGAUUUCUGAUGGCACAGUGGCUGGUAGAGGCGUCAAGUUGUUGAUGAUUGAGAACGAUGAGUAGAUGUGCGAUGUCGCUUUAAGCUACCAAGACUGAGGACUUAGGCUCAAAUCAAGUCCAAGUCCUCAUGUUAACAUUUAUUUUCUGUGACCUUGGGCAAGUUUCUUACUAAGUUCCAGUUUCUUCAUCUAUAAAAUGGGAAUAAUCAUUCUUCAUGGGGAUGUCAGGAGGUUUAAAUGAGAUCACACAUGAAGAGUUACAUUUAAAGCUGUAUAGGGAAAUGGACAGUUUUUCUUGGAAACGGGUGAAAAUGAAAGAGAUCGUGAAAAAUGUAUGUUAAGUAUGUAACGAAAUUGCUGAAAGAGUACCUGAGGAAAGAUAAUGAAUGCAACUAAGGUAAAGAGCAUGUAAUGUAAUGAAAGAUAAUGAAAAUGAGUGUAAAUGAAAGGGUAUGCGGAGGGUUCUUUAAGAAGACUGAAAAGGAACCAGUGGGACAGAAAACACUAUCUUUUGGAUGUGAAUUCUGACAACUUGAAAGGAGACCCGACGGCCCCUCCCUUCCAGGCAGACAGCAGACCAGGCAUUCCUGGAGCCCCGCCAGCUGCUCCCCCCAACCUGGAAGUGUGUCCCAGCAGUGCUUCUCGUAAGUGCAGAAGCCAUCUGCAUUCAAUUCUAAAAGCAGCCUCCCCCUUCCACGAGAAGCCACGUGUGGGUUUGAGGCUCUCCCCGAGCUCAGCCCAGCCGGUGGAGCAGACCCAGGGCUUGGGGCCUGAGUUUUGGAUACACUUCGCUCUUUGUCGCAGCCUGGAUCCUCCAGGAGGUGGUCGGGGACACCACAUCUCUGUUCCCCUGUGUCAUUUCUGACGAUGCCUCUCCCCUUUUACUCUGAGAAAAUAACCAGUUCUGGGGAAGCAUUGAUCCUAUCAUCUUCAGAGAACUUGACUAAUCUCAUACCGUUUGGGACCUGCUCAGACUUUUGCCCCGAAGGCCUCCUUGUCCAAUUGGUGUAUGGGGUUGGUCACUUCCUCCUGGAAAUGAGUGUUGGAGAUGGCGUCUGCCCAAGGGAAAGGCCUCUGGGGCAGGUUGGAUGAAGCCUGGCUGAGACGUGAAUAGGAAGUUUCAGAGAGUAAGAGGAAUCCCUCUCAAGGAACCGAGGCCAGUUUGGAUGGAUGGAGUAGUUCGAAGGAGAGGGUGGAGUCCGAGCACGUGAGCUCUUGCAGCAGCCUUCCCUUAUGUGGAAGGAGUGGGAGUUUGUGCCGAGUCUCCUCCUCUUUUAAGCUGCUUUCUGACCACCCAGCACGGCCAGGGCCAUGGGAGAAACUGAGAGAGUUCUUCCAAACAGCAGUGAGACACUGCCAGGCUUCUUGGGAAUUUGGAAUAAAGUCCCCAAGAGAUGGCCCCGUUUGUUCCUACACUGAGAAACCUCCUUCGAGGGCUUUUCCAAGCUGAGGGAUGGGUGAUUCUGCAUUUCUAUGAGCUAAUGGAACUUCCUCUUAGUAAGGAGAUGGGAAGUGGGCAUUCUACUGAACUCUGUUUUCCCGAGUUUGUAAGUAGCUAUAGUCAAAGAGUCUGCCUCGUCUUUCCCCAAAGAUCUCCAUCCCUCCCCACCCCACUCCCAAUGCACACACGGUCACAGGACACACGCCACCCCUGAGAUGGUCCCACCCACUGCACUGAAUGGCACCCACAGGGCAGUGCAGGUGGAGGGUCGCUGAGCCCCGCCCACGAACGACAAAGAAGGGGGUCUUGCUGUGCCCACCUGGGACAGCACACUGGUAACCAUCUGAAGUAGUUCUAGCAGUUAAGGCCGACUUUAUCAAACCCCAGUCUAGAGGACACUAGAUACUAGAAGGCAUGACAUCUAUUUCCUGUAGUGCUCAUGGGU